Cebus imitator (Panamanian white-faced capuchin) is the source of this 11444-nucleotide messenger RNA. Its product is annotated as ATPase family protein 2 homolog. NCBI's taxonomy places the organism in Eukaryota, Metazoa, Chordata, Mammalia, Primates, Cebidae. Gene Ontology annotation, molecular function: ATP hydrolysis activity; polyubiquitin modification-dependent protein binding; ATP binding. The transcript has 9 exons. The coding region runs from base 71 to 1819 and encodes 582 amino acids. The record is from RefSeq and is a predicted model, not a curated record. Gene Ontology annotation, biological process: autophagosome maturation; retrograde protein transport, ER to cytosol; mitotic spindle disassembly. Gene Ontology annotation, cellular component: nucleus; cytosol; VCP-NPL4-UFD1 AAA ATPase complex.
AAGUUUUUCUCUCGGUUGAAGCGCGCAUCUUGAGGCCGCUUUGCUACUUCGUGUAGGCUUCCUGCUGAUCAUGUCCUCCAAGAAGAACAGAAAGCGGCUGAACCAAAGCGCGGAAAAUGGUUCGCCCUUGCCCUCUGCUGCUUCCUCUUGUGCGGGGGCACGGACUCCUUCUGCUGGGGCACGGACUCCUUCUGCUGGGUCAGACUUCGCGGCGGCCGCCGGGACUCUGACAGUGACCAACUUCUUAGAAAAGGAUGACAAAAUUCCUAAAACAUUCCAGAAUUCCCUUAUUCAUCUUGGACUCAACACUAUGAAGUCUGCAAAUAUAUGUAUAGGUCGACCAGUGUUGCUGACUAGUUUGAAUGGAAAGCAAGAGGUCUAUACAGCCUGGCCUAUCGCAGGAUUUCCUGGAGGCAAGGUUGGCCUGAAUGAAGUGGCACAGAAGAAUGUGGGUGUGAGGCCUGGUGAUGCCAUCCAGGUCCAGCCUCUUGUGGGUGCUGUGCUACAGGCUGAGGAAAUGGAUGUGGCACUGAGUGACAAAGAUAUGGAAAUUAAUGAAGAAGAACUGACUGAUUGUAUCCUGAGAAAACUAGAUGGCAAGAUUGUUUUACCAGGCAACUUUCUGUAUUGUACAUUUUAUGGACGACCAUGCAAGUUGCAAGUAUUGCGAGUGAAAGGGGCAGAUGGCAUGAUAUUGGGAGGGCCUCAGAAUGACACCGAUGCCCAAAGAAUGGCCUUUGAACAGUCCAGCAUGGAAACCAGUAGCCUGGAGUUAUCCUUACAGCUAAGCCAGUUAGAUCUGGAGGAGACCCGGAUCCCAUCAUUGAGAAGUACUCCUUGUAAACCAGUUGAUGAGAGAAUUAUAAAUAAAACCAGUGAUGUUUUGUUGGAUGUUACACAGAGCCCUGGAGAUGACAGUGGAGUUGUGCUAGAGGAAGUCACAGGUCUUAAAUGUAGUUCUGAAUCUGCCAGAGAAGGAAAUGAUCAACUUAUCAAAGAAGAAAGACUGCUAAAGUUCAGCAUGGGAGCGAAGUGCAAUACUGAUACCUUUUAUUUUAUUUCUUCAACAACAAGAGUCAAUUUUACAGAGAUUGAUAAAAAUUCAAAAGAGCAAGACAACCAAUUCAAAGUAACUUAUGACAUGAUAGGAGGCUUAAGUAGUCAGCUGAAAGUAAUUAGAGAAAUGAUUGAAUUGCCCCUCAAACAGCCGGAACUUUUCAAGACGUAUGGAAUUCCUGCCCCUAGAGGAGUGUUACUUUAUGGCCCUCCAGGUACUGGAAAGACAAUGAUCGCCAGGGCUGUGGCUAAUGAAGUUGGAGCCUAUGUUUCUGUAAUCAAUGGUCCUGAAAUUAUAAGCAAAUUCUAUGGUGAGACUGAAGCAAAGUUACGUCAGAUAUUUGCUGAAGCCACUCUACGGCACCCAUCAAUUAUUUUUAUUGAUGAGCUAGAUGCACUUUGUCCAAAAAGAGAGGGAGCUCAGAAUGAAGUGGAGAAAAGAGUUGUGGCUUCACUCUUAACACUAAUGGAUGGCAUUGGUUCGGAAGGAAGUGAAGGACAAGUGUUGGUCCUUGGGGCCACAAAUCGCCCUCACGCUUUGGAUUCUGCACUCCGAAGACCUGGGCGAUUUGAUAAAGAGAUUGAGAUUGGAGUUCCCAAUGCUCAGGACCGGCUAGAUAUUCUCCAGAAACUGCUUCGAAGGGUACCCCAUUUGCUCACUGAGGCUGAACUGCUGCAGCUGGCAAAUAGUGCUCAUGGAUAUGUUGGAGCUGACUUGAAAGUCUUGUGUAAUGAAGCAGGUGAGUGUGAUUUGCCAUGGUGAGUCUAUAUUGAUGAACUUAUCUCCAGUUUAUUUACAUACAAAUAAUUUAUAUUUUGCUUAUUUCUUAAUGGAAGUAGCUUUGUUUCUAAUUGUAAAAUUUAUUGAAAAAAUUUAGUUGAUUCAGAAAACUAUAAAAAAGAAAUAAAAAACACUCAAUCCUACCUCUAAAGGAUAACCACUAUUAUAGUGUAUACAGUCAGCCCUCCAUAUCUUUGGGCUUAGCAUCUGAGAAUUCAACCAACUGUGGUUUGAAAAUAUUCAGGAAAAAAAAAAAGACAAUAAAAAGAUAAAACAGUAAAAAAUAAUAAAAAUUUUAAAAAGUAUUGCAACUACAGUGGACCUUUGAACUAUGAGGACUUGAACUGCAUGGGUCCACUUAUAUAUGAAUAUUUUAAAAUAAAUGUACUGGAAAUUUUUUUGGAGUUUUGCAUUAAUUUGAAAAAGCUUGCUUUUUCUCUAGCUUGCUUUAUUGUAAGAAUACAGUAUAUAAUACAUAUAACAAAAAAUACGGUUAAUCAACUGUUUAUGUUAUUGGCAAAGCUUCAGGUCAACCAUAUGCUAUUAGUAGUUAGGCUUUGUGGGAGUCAGAAGUUAUACAUAGUUUUUUGACUGCACAGAGAUUGGUAUCCCUGACCCACAAGUUGUUCAAGGGUCAACCAUAUUUACAUAGCAUUUACAUUGGAUCAGGUAAAAGUAAUCUAGAGAUUAUUUAAAUUAUAUGGGAGGAUGUGUGUAGGCUAUAUGCAAAUACUGAGCCAUUAAGGGGCUUCAGCAUUCCUUAGAUUUUGGUGCUUAGGGGUCCUGGAACCAAUACCCUGUAGAUACUAAAGGAUGACUAUGUAUUAGACUUCUCCAAAGUACACACACACGCACGCACGCAUGCACGCACGCACGCACGCACAUGUAAUCAGAUGCAUUGGUGGCAAUAUUGAUGAUGACAAUAUUUAUUGCUAUAUCGUGCUGUGGAAAUCAGGGAGAAGUAUAAGCUAGAGAAUCACAAUUUUCCUUAAAAUUGAGUGUCAUGCUGGACCCCUAUUAACUUCAGUAGGGAUGGUACCAGGUUUGAGAGGCUGAAGAAGAGACACAGAGCCAAUGAAUGAAACUUAGGGCUUAUUUGGCAGCACAUACUUAUAGGGUGGUCCAGUGGUCGUGGGCUGGACAGGAGAACUGCAAUUACUUGCUUAAAGCAUGCAGCUUGUAUAGCAUUUUCACUUAGCAUCCUCCCCCCAGCAACUUCCACAUGGCAACCUCCUUUCUCAAGUUAUUGCUGUCAGGGGCAUCUGCAAUACAGGGUCAUUCAUUCUCAGGAUAUGCUUAAAUUAUUGCUGUCAGUUGCAUCUACCAUAUACUCUGCACCAGUGUACCUCUCCAUGGCCCUCUCAUUCUUAUACCAUUCUGUCGUGAUAUCCCUGGGGCCAGGUAUGUGGAGGAGCAUUGCAGCCAGAUGCUGCAGUAGCAAUAUAAACUACAACAAAAAAGAAUAACAAAUAUAAGAUACAAUCAUACUAUACAGAAGGUUUUUCAAUGGUUUGGGAGUUGAUUAAAACAGACGGUUAUAGGAUUGUAAGACUUAGAUUCUGUAGUGGAAAUAUGGGUAUUUAAGGCCUGCAUGGCCUGGGUUACAUUGUGAAAGUUAUCAGGAAUAUAUACACAACAGGUUUUAAUUAAUGCACAGGUUCUGCCCUUGGGGUUAAGAUGUCUAUGGCCAUGCGAUUUUACAAAGAGGGGUGCAUGACCCACUAUAUCUAUCUAUACUGCUGUCAUUUACUCUAGCCCAUCAUCAUGUAUAGCCUACCCACAGCAGGAGUGACAUUAACUUGCUCCCUCACCAAGCAGGAAAUAUGCCAUCUCGUGUCGUUGGUGGUGGGAAACUUGCUGCAAGAGGUGCUGUUGUCACUGAAGGGAAAUAGGUGAAGGUCAUUAUACCAAGUAUAAUGUUAGUUGCUUGGGUGUGGCAUGGCAGGCCGACAGUGGAGGAGGGGGCAUCGCUCCACAGACCCAGCAGUCUCUUUUUUUCUGGAGAGAGAUAACCAUCUGCAUCCAGUCAGUGGAGAGAUUUGUGGCACCCCAUCUAUGGGCAAAAGGUGAGGUGUUUAGUGGGUACAAGAAAGGACAAGUCCUGGCCAUUUAACAAAACAUGGGGAGUUUUGUCCUUCCGAGAGAGCACCACCCCUGGCAGCAGCAGCCCGAUGCCUGGUUUACAAUACCCAAUGGACUGGCCCUCCUCUGUAAUGUGUUGCAGGAGGCCAGAGGAAGACAGUGGAGGUACUAAAAGGUUUCAUCAUGGGAGGAUGUUCAUCCCCUUGCACAAGGGAGGACUAGGAUUCGUUAUUUUAGCAUUACGAUGGAGAGUAUAGUGUAAAAUAGGUGUGACCUGUAUAUCCUGAUAUAGACCCUUCCCCAUGGAGCAGAAAAACAGAACCAUCAGGGUCUGGUUUACCAUUUCCCAGAACCACAUAAUGAUGUGCUCCCCAGUAGGUAGGUCCUUUGGCAAGGGCAAUAGAAGGUUACUUUGUGUCCCAGGUUGAGGGCAAAGGUACACUGUCCUUUACCCCAUCUACCUGGAUCCUGAUGGUGGUAUCACAUCCUUGUGUCAGAAGAGUAUACAUGAUGGGGUGAUGAGAACAUGCAUGUUCGCUCAGGUUAUGCAUGGCUGCUGGUAAGUAAUGUGUCUACAGAGCCAGAGAGCACAUCUCCUGUAGGAAUUGUUUCAACAGUCCAUUCAUUUGUUCAGUUAGCCCCACUGCUGUAGGGUUGUACGGCAGGCGGAUAUGCCAGUGGAUAUCCAGGACCUCUUCCUAUUCCUGCAGUUUAUAUCUGGUAAAGUGUGAGCCCUGGUCCUGUUAAUACUGAUGUGGACGUUGUAGGCUGCACACAGCUGUUCUGGUUUUAUGGUGGCUUUUUGUGUGGCAUGCUUGUUGGGAUAUGCCCGUAGUAGCCCCGUGCAGGUUUCUGCACAAGUCAAGGCAUAGUGGCAGCCAUCCAAUAGAGGCAAAGAUCCUAUGUAGUCUACCUGCCACCAUUGUGCUGGGCUCUGGCCCCUGGUGGUCUUUCUGGUAUCAGGUGGCAAGGGCCUAUGGCGCUCCUGUGCACAGGUAAGAUAUUGCUGACAGAUGUGUACUGUGUCUUUGUAUCAUAGUGGCAUGCCCCAAUUCUUUGCUAUGGCCCAAAGGCCUGUCUUCUUUUGUAACCAAUUGACCACCUCUUCUGUGGGGCCUCCCUUGAGGGGACAAAUGCAGGUUAAUUUGUCUGCCUGUUCAUUUCCAGGUGGUGUAGAUGCAGUAUGGGGAUACCCAUGGUAGAUGAUUUUAUGCAUCCCCUGGAUGCAGUGCUGAAUGUCCUAUGUGUCACUACCCCAAAGGAGGUGACCUGCUACUGUCUAGUCCUAUGGUUCCCAUUGUAGUAGCCGCAUGGCGAGUGGCUUUACAUUGGAUUAGGUAAAAGUAAUCUAGAGAUUAUUUAAAUUAUAUGGGAGGAUGUACAUAGGCUAUAUGCAAAUACUAAGCCAUUUUAUAUAAGGGUCUUGAGCUGUCAUUAGAUUUUGGUAUCUCAGGGGUCCUAGAACUAAUACCCCAUAGACACUAAGGGAUAACUAUAUCCUAUCAGACUUUUCCAAAGUACACACACACAUGCACACACACAUAAUCAGGUGCAUCAGUGGCAGUAUUGAUGAAGAUGAUAUUUAUUGAUAUAUUAUGCUUUGGAAAUCAGGGAGAAGUGUAUGCUGGAGAAUCACAAUUUUCCUUAAAAAUGUCAUGCUGGAUGCCUGUUAACUUCAGACAGCCCAGCUGUGGGUACAUAGGACUGUUGGAUCUGGCUUAUAGAGGAGGUCCAUCCAGACAGCUUGCAGCUCAGCUCAUUGGCUGCUAUGUCCUUGGCCUGUAUCAAUCCAGAUACUGUCAGUGGAUGGCUGAAUGGCCGUACCUGUCCAAGUGCAAGGAUUGCCUCGUGACAAGCUGUCAGUGUACCAGGCCUAGUCAGACAUUGGGCCCUGUCCAUCCUGUAUGAAGGAGGGAAUCUAUGGAGAUUCAGCAGCCUCCCUCAAAGACUAUGUGACAGUUUUUACAUAGAUGACAGGGCCAAGCACCGAAUGGAGCUCUGAGCUCAAGGGGCUAUUUGUGUGCUCCUCCGUUGCAGGUAUGCAUGCCAUUUGGCCACAGUCUGUGUCUGGGCAUUCCCAGACUUUGGUUUCUGGAAGAUACCCUUUAGCCAACCUGCUUUGGGGUACUGGGUACGUACUAGCACUGGGACCCCCUUUGUAAUAUUCUCCACUUGUUGUAAGGCGUAAUGUAUAGCACAGAGUUGUCGUUCCAUGGCACUAUAUCUAACUUCACCUUUUAUUCAUAGCUGGGACCAGAAUCCUAAAGGCACACAUAUAUUCUCUGCUUUGCCACAAGCCCCACUCAAACCCCUCAGGAUAAUGGCUACAUCUAGUUCACAAGGCCGUCUCUGCACCUGGACUCCCGUGGCUUGUAUUUGUUUCACUGUGACUUUAGCUUGUUCAAAGUUCUCAUCCUCCUUUGUGGAUUAGUCUCAGUGGGCCCCCUUCCUGUCUAAACAGUAUAGGGGUCUAAGGAGUUGGGCCAAAUGUGGAAUAAAAGAAUGCCUAUACCCUAUGAGUCCUAAGAAGGUUUCCAGCUGCUUUUGGUGUCACAGAAUGUGAGUAUGCCUGCACCUGUCCAUGAUUGCAGACCCAAGUAUUUGGCUGAUAAGCCUCGACCCUGGAUUUUAUCUGUGUUAUGGCUCAUCCGCUGUUUGCUAGAUGAGACAGCAAGGUGUGGGGGGGCACAGUUUGAAAGCUGAAAAAAGACUCAGAAGUUAGCAUGAUAUCUUCAGUGUAAUAGAAAACAUGUACCCCUUCAAGACCACCAUGGCUAUGCAAAUAUCCCUGGGGCACGACGGUAAAGGUCUGUUGUUCUUCCCAGGUGAAUUGGUUUUGACUCUGGGGCAGUGGGGAUGCUGAAGAAGGCAUUGGUUAAAUCAGUAACAAAAUAGUAUGUGCCCAGUGUCUCUCCUGCUCUCCUUAGAAGAGAUAUUGGGAACAGGUGCAUACAUUGGGAGACCACCUUAUUUAAUUCCCGGUAACCUUCUGUCACUGUCCAUGUCCCCUCAGGCUUCUGCAUGGGCCAUACAGGGCUGUUGUGUGGGCUGUGCACUGGCCUUAUAAUGCCUCCUUGGGCUAACUCCUUAACAAUCUCUGUGGUCUCAUUAUGUCCACCAGCAGGCAGUAUUGCUUCAGUGCUACUACUUGCCGUGUGGGAUUGGCAAAUGUACUGGUGUCCAUUUCACUUUCCUGUUGAUCACAUGCUUCACCACUCAGGCAGAACUCUCCAGUAGUCGUUUGGAGGGUCAAACCUCAUAAGAUAUCCAUUCCCAAGAUGUAUUCCAAGAUGGGAACUAUGCAUACUAAGUAGGGUUUUGGUGGCAGUCUCCCAACUUAUAAUACUAGUUCAACUUGUCUGACCCCCGCUCCAUAACCACCUAUUGCUGUUAUAGGCCCUUGAACCAAUGAAUGUCACCAUAUAUGAAAGUACAUUCAGCCCUAGUAUCCACUAGGGUACACACAGUCUGUUUAUUCUUAGGUGACCAAUAUAUAGUUAGUUCUUCGUGUGGCCUCUGGUCCCCAGGUACCCUGGCCAUUAUUACUCUUAUCGGGACUCCGGGGCCUUGGUUUUCAUCCAGUCUAAUGGGGUUGACACCUGCCAUCCCUGUGCAGGAAGGGUGGUGGACUGAACCUGAGGCUCCUUAGUGAAGCAGAAUUCUGGUGUCAGCUUCCGCUACAGUCUGACCAGAACAGCAUUAGGUUAUCUGUUUUCAUAGUAGCUGUUUGUACCACAUUUGUUCGUCAGUCACCCUGAUGGGCCCCUUGACUGUCUCCUUUCCGUUGGCACCCUUGCCUUUCAUCCCAGCAGUAUGUACCCUUCACCUACGCAGUUUCUCCGUUUCUUCUAAGUUGGGGGCUGCUUGGGCGGCCUGAGACACUGGCUGUCCUACUAGGGGGCUCUGGAUAGACACUAGCACACCAUACUAUUGGUUCGGUGCAGAUUGUAAGAUUGUGUUUUUCAUAUUGGCAGUGAAAAGCCCUUUGUUGUAUCUCGGUAAUGUUCAGCAUAGACAGCAUGUUUCAUCCCUAAUUCCCAGAGGAUGUCCUGCAAUUCCUCCAUAGUCUGCCAUCGCAAAGGAGAUGCCCUCAUUUGGCCAUGCUUCAUUGCAGCCUACAACCACCCAGCUACAGAGGGGCAUGGCCUGGUCCUCAUUAUUGGCACCAUUGAGGUGGUGCCUCAUGGCUGGGUGGCAUGCACUGGAUGCCAUUCCACUCAUCUUGAGUCUGGACUCUCCAUCCCCAUGUCCCAUACACAGAGAAGCCACCUCUCAAUCAGCUGUCUCUCCUCCUUCCUGAACCCAGCUUCUGCCCAGCUCUACCAAUUCCACAGUGGUGUAGUGCUGCAUUGUGGUGUGCUGCCAUCUUUCAGGCAGAGACAAGUUUUGUAGGUCUAUUCCCUACAGACACAAUUAGUCUGACUCUCUUGGUAGUGACUACGGAUGGACAGAGAGGACAGGAACCUCUAUGGGCUUAUCCCAGUCCUCACUGCUCCUCACUAGAGCUCUCUAUUGGGUCCCUGGACUUAGAAUCCCAGGAAAAUUUAGUCAUAUAUUUCUAACUUGGCAUGGGAGCUGGUGACCCUUCAAAUGGGCUACCUGACAAGCUAGAAUUUCCAUUUUGUCAUCCUGUUUCUGCAGUUUGGACAGUAGGGUCUCUGAUGUUUUAGCUUGAGCUAGUCUGGCAUGUCUUUCUAGUCAUAAUUUGUCCUAUAGCAGAUGACCACUUGCCUGUGCUGGGAGCUCAGUCUCAGUUGUUGCUUGGAGCAUAGUCAAGAAUGGCCAGCCAAUUGUGGCUGUCACAGCUUGGGCAUCUAACUUAGAUCCAUCCCCUGCAAUGGUGUUUUUGGUGUGUUCCUAUACUCAUACAUUAGGCCCCAUUCAUAAGGAUAGUGGCUUUUGGGCCCCACAUAAAUGUUAUGGUCAGCCUGCUAUUUCCCCCUCAUAUUUCCCCUUUCCUUAUCUUACUGUCUCAGUGCUCAUGAGAUUUUCUCCAGCUUCCUACCGUGUUCACCAGUUGUGGUACUGGGUCCCAGUUAAUUUCAUCCAUAAGGAUGGCACCAGAUUCAAGAAGCAAAAGAGACCUGGAGCUAGCAAAUAAGACAUAGGGUUUUAUUAGGGAGAACUAACAUACAGGAACAGUCCAGUGGUGGCAGACUAGACAGGAGAACCUCAAGUGCUUGAAAAAGCAUGCAGCUUAUAUAGCACUUUUUCUUAGCAUCCUCCCUCCAGCAGCCUCCAUGUGGCAACCCUCCUUUCUUGAGUUAUUGCUAUCAGGUGCAUUUGCCAUACACCUACUAUCACUGUAAUGGCAUGAAUCAAUUCCUGAGGAUUAAUGUCCUUGUGGUCUCAUGGCCUAAUUCCUUCCAGUGGUCCUAACUCUUAAUACUAUUACAAUGGCAAUUAAACUUCAACAUGAAUUUUGGAAGGGACAUUCAAACUGUAGCAGUUAUUUUAGAGCUUCAGUUCAGAAAUAGAAAUGCAGUAACUUUUACCUCCAAAUGAUUGACUCAUAGUUACCUAAUUUAGUAGGCAGUAAAGGAGAAGAAGAAAAAAAUGGAAGAAAAAGGAGGAUAGGAAGAAUUAGAUAAAGGAAAGGGAGAAAGAAAGUGAAGAAAAAGCCCUAAGCAUCUUCCGGCCUCAUCAGUUAUUUUCAGUGGUCUUAUCUUUUGUACCUGUUUGAACGACUUACACUUAGGUAGUUAGUCAGGGUUUUUCCAUGAUGUUCUUAGAAACAGUGCUAUAAAGCAGACUGAUGUUGGUUGUGAAGUGCACUGCAUUUUCUCAUUGGAACAGUUUUAUAAUUUAUGACUAAAGACUGAGUAAAUUAUCAAUUUGGUUAGCAGUGUGACUUAGAGGGAAAGCUGAAACAACUGUGAAACUCCAAGGAUUUAAAGUGGUAGGAUUAAAAUUAAAAAUAUGUGAAACAAACCUGAAUUUAAUGGGAAAGAAUAAGUAACAGAGAGAGAUUUAACUUACGUACCCAGAAAUACAUCUCCUGGAGAUGGAGUCUCUUAGUGUCAACCUCACAAAUCUGGUCAAGAUGCCUUAACUACCCAUAUAGGCCAGUGGCCAUUUACAAGCACUCCACUUAAACAUAGCACAACUGGUGAACAAUGAAAAUGCCUCCCAAAAAGCACUUGUUUUAAACAAAUAUAGUGAAAGGCUGUAUCAGAACCAAAGCUUAGUAAUCUGUCAGUGGGAAGGCAAAAAUGGACUAACAGCAGUUAUUUAAAGCAGCCUCAGUGUCCUACAUUUUUGAAGAUUACAUAGCACUUGCUCAUUGUUACUUAUAAAGGUAACAAUAACUUCUUAAGAGUUCUUUCCUCAGCACAAAGCAGGGAUUUCUGAAAGCAAUAAAGGGUGGAAAAAAGAGGAGAUUCCCGAGGUGUUUACAAACAAAACUAAGCUCAACUCUAAAAUUAAUAAACACUGUUCACCUCUAUCAAGGGUGUAUAGGGUAAUAAUUAUGUCUCCUAGAUUUCACAGAUAUUUCUCAGAUUCUUCUUAUUCAAUUCAACUAAUCAAAUACUUCUUGAGCACCUAUAAUAUACCAGACAUCAUUAAUAUUGCUCCAAAUAUGAAGAUAUUACCAUGACUCUUUGAAAAAACAAUUAUUCUAACCUUAGAGGUAAUUCUAAGAUCAGUGUAAUGAUUGUGACUGCAUGAACCUGUAGAAUUUACUAAAAUAGGUUACUGGGGCCCAUCCCCAGAGUUUCUGAUUCAGUAGGUCUGAUCUGGUACCUGAGAAUGCUAGCAAGCUCCCAGCUAAUGCUGAUGCUGGUGCUAAUGCUGCUGAUCUGGGGACCACACUUUGAGAGUUAUUGACCUAGGGCAUUGGUUCCUAAACCUCAUUAUGCAUCAGGUGCACCUGGGAAACUACACACACCCUCACUCAUGCUCACACUCACAUUUCCACUCAUAGUUAAUUGUUUAAGGGAGUUAGGGAGCUGGAGGUGGGAUCUAUAAUGUUUUCCAAGUGAUUUUGAAGCAGCCAGUCCUGCACUUGCCUGUUAGUUGGGCAUUGGAUUCGCUGAUUUACACAAGUGGUUCUCCAAUCUAUGUAAGAAUCAUUUGUAGAGCUUGUGAAAACACAAGCUGAGGACUAUCCUGCUGAUUCCUAUAGGUCCAGAAGAUCCAAAUGGGGCCCAAAAUUUGCAUUUCUAACAGGCUUGCAGGUGUGUCAAUGCUGCUGGUCCAAGAACUGUACUUUGAGAAUCCCUGAUCUAGGGCAAUCAAUUACCCAGUUUUUGGAGAUUCUCUGUAACUGAUUUAAAUAACUGGAUUAAAUUUAGGGAAUGAAAUUCUUUGACUAUCUCUAAUAGUGUUGUUUCCUCUCAGAGGUUUUUUUGUGAUAGUAAUGUGCUCUUCCAAAUUAUUAUUUAACUUUCCCACUCAAGGGAAAAUGAAUGUCUAAGUUUGCUUUGCAGUUAUAUAUAAUGGUACUAAAUAAAAUUUAAAGGUGGCAAAUAAUUCUGGGAAAAAAAAAAAGGCACAAGUAAAUCAGUUAAUUAACAAUUAAGAA